This is a messenger RNA of Xenopus laevis (African clawed frog), 981 nucleotides long. RefSeq names its product protein SPATA45 homolog (gene spata45.L). Bases 550 to 795 code for a protein of 81 amino acids. NCBI's taxonomy places the organism in Eukaryota, Metazoa, Chordata, Amphibia, Anura, Pipidae. The transcript is spliced from 2 exons. The record is from RefSeq and is a predicted model, not a curated record.
UUAUUAAAAUUUUUACAUACAACAUACAGUGUUUACUUUCAUUUGUUUCUCAACAUAAUGAAUAAAGAACAUUUCUGUUAUACAUUCCUUGCCUGGUUGUGUGUUGUAUUAUUUUAUUUACUUCAAACCUGGCGGUUGUGGGGGUUUUUUAAAUAAAAUAAUGAGAUAAAUUCGGAGUUUAGUAUAUAACCCCGUUAAUGUAAAGUGAGUAGAAUACUGCUGUUUGCAUCAUACUGAAAGGUCAUUUUAAGGGGAAUCCAGAGGUGAAAUCAGAAGGGUUUGGCGCAUUGCUUAUAUUAUAGAUAAAAAAGAAAUAUUAAUGAAAUGUAUACAAGGCCACAGUAUAAAUAGAAACCUGUGCCAUUAUAUUAACACGUUAUUUAGCAGGUUUAGCAAAGAAAAUGUGGUUGCUUUGGUCACCUUAUGUUUCCGUGCCAUGGAAACAGGACACAAUGACAUCCAGUAGCCAGAGAGAGAGACUAGAGAGACUAUAAGCAGAGUAACACUAGCCGGCCAGACAGGAGAUCAUAACCAACAGACCUCUCCAAAAUGUCUCAGGCACAGGAAACUCUGCAGGAGAUCUAUGAGAAUCGGGAGUCGUGGUGCAUGGUGGAGAGGCAUCCUACCCAAUACUUUGCCAGGGCAGAAAGAAGGCAUUUUCCUCAUCAGUUCCACAGCAACCUGAACCUACAGCCUCGACAAGCCACCGAAUCCAGGAGCACGUGGGCAAACAUCACCCCAAAACAUCGGGAGAAGAGGCACUUCUCUGGUGCGGACAAAGGACACUUGGUGUAAGUGGAAUUUAAUGCUGAGAUUAAGUGGAAGAAAAGACUCUGGGCUUCUCUGUAUGAUCAGACAACUGGUGUGAAAUGGAUCUGCCAUCGCUGAAGGACUGGGUGCUGGGAUACUUACAUUGCCUGCUUCAUCAAGUGUUAUCCUCUAAACCCAAGGCUAUUUAUUCUCUCCCUCUUAUAAGAAAGG